AUGGUUAGCACCAAAAUCAUUUUCACCGCCUUUUCGGCACUUGUUAUGUCUGUCAGUGCAUAUCCCAUUGUUUCCUUCGAAGGUCACCUGGCAGCCAGAAAUGCAAAUCCAGACAAUAUUUUUAAGGACAUAGCAGAUGCUUUCAAGAAACAUGAACCUGACCAUGAGUCUGGUAUUGAUAAAGUUAUUGACGAUAUUAAGGAUCAUUUUGUUGCAAGAAGUGCAAUUCCUGAUAAUAUUUUUAAGGACAUAGCAGAUGCUUUCAAGAAACAUGAACCUGACCAUGAGUCUGGUAUUGAUAAAGUUAUUGACGAUAUUAAGGAUCAUUUUGUUGCAAGAAGUGCAAUUUCUGAUAAUAUUUUUAAGGACAUAGCAGAUGCUUUCAAGAAACAUGAACCUGACCAUGAGUCUGGUAUUGAUAAAGUUAUUGACGAUAUUAAGGAUCAUUUUACUGCAAGAAGUGCAGUUGCAGCUGAGGAUAUUUUCAAGGACAUAUCCGAUGCAUUCAAGAAGAUUGCUCACGAUGUUGAUAUUAAAAAGACUGAUUAA
Magnusiomyces paraingens is the source of this 549-nucleotide messenger RNA. RefSeq lists its product as uncharacterized. NCBI's taxonomy places the organism in Eukaryota, Fungi, Ascomycota, Dipodascomycetes, Dipodascales, Dipodascaceae. The record is from RefSeq and is a predicted model, not a curated record. The transcript has a single exon. The coding region runs from base 1 to 549 and encodes 182 amino acids.